This is a messenger RNA of Anthonomus grandis grandis, 984 nucleotides long. RefSeq names its product S-phase kinase-associated protein 1. Gene Ontology annotation, biological process: SCF-dependent proteasomal ubiquitin-dependent protein catabolic process. The transcript has 4 exons. The record is from RefSeq and is a predicted model, not a curated record. Gene Ontology annotation, cellular component: cytoplasm; nucleus. NCBI's taxonomy places the organism in Eukaryota, Metazoa, Arthropoda, Insecta, Coleoptera, Curculionidae. The coding region runs from base 183 to 686 and encodes 167 amino acids. Gene Ontology annotation, molecular function: cullin family protein binding.
GUCACCUGUCAUUUUCAAUCCCUUUCACAACAAUCAUCCUGCUUCUCCGAUUUUCUUGGUUUUUUUUUGAAUCGAUUGGCAUUUCGGUGAAUAAUUUGAACCCACUGCGAAUUUUCGCUUAAAUUCCUGCGUAGAAUCAAUCCGAAAAGAUAUUCCUGUGAGGCUGCACGACAAUAUAAGCCAUGGUGCGAAUUAAGAUGCCCAAGAUCAAGCUUCAGUCCUCCGAUGGAGAGGUGUUCGAUGUCGAUGUGGAGAUUGCCAAGUGUUCGGUUACUAUAAAAACCAUGUUGGAGGACUUGGGAAUGGACGAGGAGGAGGAGGAGGUGGUACCGUUGCCCAACGUUAACUCUGCUAUUCUUCGCAAGGUUUUACAGUGGGCCAACUUCCAUAAGGAAGAUCCACCGCCACCAGAGGAUGACGAGAACAAAGAAAAACGUACCGAUGACAUUUCAUCCUGGGACGCCGAUUUCCUGAAGGUGGACCAAGGAACCCUCUUUGAAUUGAUCCUCGCGGCAAACUACUUGGACAUCAAGGGAUUACUGGACGUCACUUGCAAGACGGUCGCCAACAUGAUCAAAGGCAAAGCACCGGAGGAAAUCCGUAAAACGUUCAACAUCAAAAACGAUUUUACCGCCUCCGAGGAGGAUCAGGUCCGCAAGGAAAACGAAUGGUGCGAAGAAAAGUAAAAAAUUUAAUUUCCGUUUAAGGCGUUAUUUAUUAUAAUUAAUUUAACCAAUUGCGUCUCGCGUGUGUAAGUUUAGAUUCGAGAUUUUAAAUUUUUAAGUACUGGACGGUUUUUGGGGAAGAAAGCGGUUAUUACGAGGGCGAAUUAUGCCAUAACGGAAAGGCGUAGUUUAAUUCUGCCGAUUUAAAUUACGCCCGAGAAUGAAGUGUGCGUUUGUUCAUUGGACCGGCAAUUUUUUUUUUGUUUAUUUGUUUUAGUACUAUUUACCUUAAAUUCAUGUUAAUAAAUUUUGUGACUAA